CUGUCUCCCUCACACUUUUAGUUUCUUGCAAUUUUCUCGCGUUUUCCGCCGAAUUUCCCAGCGAAAUUACCGUUUUGAGUUUUUGUGUAAAAAAAAAAAAUGGAUAACGCGUCUUAUUCGAGGAGUCUUUUGGAUCUGCCUGUAGCUGAUAUUUUGGUGGAUCACGUUGCGCCAUACCUAACAAGGGAAGAUCUUACAACCUUCCGCACUUGUUCUCGGAAAUGCAAGGAGUUGGCGGAUCAAAUGUUUGCCGGAAUCAGGAAGCUUGUGUUUUCCUGUGGUAAUGAAGGACCUAUUCCCUUGAUUCUUCAGACUUGCAGGCAGCUCCGAACAAUUGAGUUGUAUCAUGUUACCUGGAGUAAUGAUCAAGUGCACCAAUUGAUGAGCAAUAAUCUUCUUUUGGAUACUGUUAAUAUAUUUAAAUGCAAGCAAAUAACUUCUCGAGGACUUGUCCCAUUAAUUGCUUGCAACAAGAUCCAACACUUGCAACUCGUUCAUGUGGAUAUUCACGAUGAAUUCCUGAUUGAAUUCGCUAAUAACAAUAAAAAUCUAAAAGAAGCAAACUUUGGCGAAUGCUUUAAUUUCUCUGUGGAAGCACUUCAGCACUUUUUUCACAAUGAACCGGAAUUGAAGCACAUCGAAAUAGACGAACUAAGAGAUUUUGAUAUCUCACCGAUUUUGAUAACGAUCUCUCAGUCCUGCUUCAAUCUGAAGUAUUUGUGCGUCUACAACUCAAUUUUACGGGAUACGGAUGUUCUCAAGAAUUUUGCUAGACCUGGAGUAGUAAUCAACAUUAAAUUUUACGAUGACGAUAGCGAUGAUAGCGACAACGAAAUGGCGAAUGAUAAUUGUGGGAUUACUUGGAGUUACGCAAAAACUCUCAGGAAGUUCAAGAUACAGGUCGAAGACGAAGAAUACGAAGAAGAAAGGAUGGUAAAUAUUUUGAGAAUGCUAUGGUAAUGAUCGAAGCUGAAAUUUGUAUUUUUUUUUUUAAUUUUAAAACAAAUGCCAAUGAAAUUAUUAUAAUAAAAC
Messenger RNA from Lutzomyia longipalpis, 1032 nucleotides. Its product is annotated as F-box/LRR-repeat protein 15-like. The transcript has 2 exons. Lineage: Eukaryota; Metazoa; Arthropoda; Insecta; Diptera; Psychodidae. Bases 100 to 960 code for a protein of 286 amino acids. The record is from RefSeq and is a predicted model, not a curated record.